CUGAGACGACAGUUAAUCCUGUUGAAUCUCUCAUAGAACAAAUUGCAAACUGAAAAAAGCAAAUUCCAGAUUGUUCGAUUUCUUCGAGCAGUAGAUCUGUUUACAAACCCUAGAUUUUCUAGGGAAUCAAUCGAUAUGGCGCACGGAAGAUCAAAAUUGCUCUUUUUAUUGUGCUGUUUAUCAUACACUUUAAUUGCCAUUGCGUCGAAGAGUUAUUAUGACAUAUUGCAAGUUCCGAAAGGCGCUUCGGACGAACAGAUCAAACGUGCUUAUAGGAAGCUUGCUUUGAAGUAUCAUCCUGAUAAAAACCAGGGAAAUGAAGAGGCUAAUAAGAAAUUUGCAGAAAUCAGUAAUGCUUAUGAAGUGCUGUCGGAUAGUGAAAAGAGGAAUAUAUACGACCGGUAUGGAGAAGAAGGUCUUAAACAACAUGCUGCCAGCGGAGGCAGAGGUUCAGGAAUGAACAUGCAAGACAUAUUUAGCCAGUUUUUUGGCGGAGGCUCAAUGGAAGAGGAAGAGAAAAUUAUCAAAGGAGAUGAUGUGAUUGUUGAUUUGGAUGCAACAUUGGAAGAUUUAUACAUGGGGGGUUCCUUGAAGGUGUGGAGAGAGAAAAACGUUUUAAAGCCAGCCCCUGGUAAGAGGCGUUGCAACUGCCGCAAUGAGGUGUAUCACCGACAAAUCGGUCCGGGAAUGUUCCAGCAGAUGACAGAGCAGGUCUGUGACAAAUGCCCCAAUGUGAAGUUUGAAAGGGAGGGCUAUGAAAUUACUGUAGAUAUCGAGAAAGGAAUGCAAGACGGACAAGAAGUAGUAUUUUAUGAGGAUGGUGAGCCUAAGAUAGAUGGUGAACCCGGAGACUUGAAGUUCCGCAUUCGCACAGCUCCUCAUGACCGCUUCAAAAGGGAAGGAAAUGACCUACACACAACUGUUACUAUUACUCUGGUGCAAGCGCUGGUUGGUUUCGAAAAGACCAUUAAACAUCUCGAUGACCAUUUAGUAGAUAUUGGCACAAAGGGGAUCACUAAGCCAAAGGAAGUGAGAAAGAUUAAAGGUGAAGGGAUGCCACUGCAUUUCAGUAACAAGAAAGGCGAUUUAUAUGUUAAAUUUGAGGUUCUUUUCCCCACAUCAUUAACAGAGGACCAGAAGAAACAGAUCAAGCAAAUUCUUGUUUAGGAUAUACUACAGUCUGAUCUUUUUUCUCCCCUGCAACGAAUUCAGAAGAAUCGGGGGUUGACCUUAUCUCAACCCUUUACACUUUUUCUUGUUUACGAACGUUGCAUUAAUGUAUUGGAACUUGCAGUAAUCUUCCAGGCGUCCUCAUCAUCAAAUUUUCGGGGCUCUAUUGUGUCCAGGCAUUUUUCCCCAAGUCAUUUGAGGUGUAGUUUACAGGCCAUUUGAACUGACUAACAAGGAUACGAUUGAGCAGAUUGGCAGUGAAUUUGCUGCAUUGGGUUAUUGACAUUGUAUUGGACCUUGACUAUAGAGUAGAUUGAAGUACGUACAUUUGUUAGCACAAUUUUCGGAAUGUCAUUUACAUGUACUAUAUAUUUGGAUGAGGGACUUGCAGAUUAGCCGCUGCAUAAUUUCGAAGUCUUCUUCUCAAUAUGCUGUGGUGUUUAUACUGAA
Nicotiana tabacum (common tobacco) is the source of this 1620-nucleotide messenger RNA. Its product is annotated as dnaJ protein ERDJ3B. The record is from RefSeq and is a predicted model, not a curated record. Gene Ontology annotation, biological process: protein folding. NCBI's taxonomy places the organism in Eukaryota, Viridiplantae, Streptophyta, Magnoliopsida, Solanales, Solanaceae.